ACUCUAUGUUUUUAGUAAAACAUAUAUAAAGUGUUGAUAUGUUUGCCAUAAAGUUAUCAUUUAUUAAAUGGCAUUGAAUUUGAAGGAUAGCUGACUCACGAAAAACGCAUUACAAUUGUAUUACUAUUUUGAUUACAAAGUGAUUAUCAAAGAGAAGUGUAUUUUGUUUUGUUUAAUAAAUACAAGAAAAGUGAAGAUCAGUGAAGACAACAAUUAACCACAAGAAGUGAUUAUUAUUUAUUGUGACAAAUAUAAAGACAACAACAAAAACGAUGAGUUUUAACGACCGUUUCGAUCGCUGGAAUCGAUUGACUCAAUUGGAUCCCGAGUCACGUUUGGCCGAAUUCCGCAAACGAUUCGACGACUUCGGCUCACAAAAACCGUUGUUUGCCGACAACCAUUCGCCGAAGUUUGGUCACCGAUGGCCACCACAUAUGAACGGCGGCGUCAAUCAAUCAACGAGAUCGGCCACACCUGAAGCUGACGAUAUGACCGGAAUUCCCAUAAAAGUAUUUCACGAGAAACCAACCGACGAAAGACCAAAGACAAGAGCGUCGACUGACAGAAACAGCGAUAUGUCGUCAAACGCCAGUCAUAAAAGUAGUGAUACCUCUCAUACUGGUGCCAGUGGUGGAAGUGGUGCCAGCGCUGCCAGUUCUGGCAGUGUGUUUGAAUCGAUGGAUACUGAAUCGCCGUCAUCAUCGCAACCUCGAGUCCAUCACAUACCCAUCCGAGUGGAACCGCGAACCGGAUCAACCAGUUCGGGAUAUACAUCGGAAAACAAUGCAAACCAUCAGCCAUUGAGUCGUUCGUCCAGCCAUUCGAGCGCAGCCAGCGUUAGCAGCGCUGGUCAGACAUUGCGUGGCGAAAAACGAUCUCCGAGUCCGGCCAAUAGUGUGUCUUCUGGCCAUUCAGUGAAUUCGGCUAAAUCUGGAAAUUCUGCGAAAUCUGGAAGUUCUGGUACCCAAAAGCUAGCCGAUGGUCAACCGGCACGUGUUCAUCAAAUUCCCAUUAAAGUCGAGCCGAACUCACCCAAGAAAACUGCAGUUCCCGACAGUAAUAACACGAAAACCCAGACCACUAAUACAGCCAACAAAGCAAAAUCGGGACCAUUUGUAACCCGAAUUCCAGUUUCACAACAAACCACUGAAAACAUACCACCAAAAUCUGAAUCGCCGGCGAAAAGUGUCGAAAAAUUAGAUUCUAUGGAACAAAUUAAUUCAAUAUUAAGUGAUGUCAAGAAUUUGGAGAUAGAGGUGAUUGGACUAAAUGGACCGUCCAAUGAAAAGAAGUACCGAUUUUUGGACGAAAUGCUGACCCGUUGUAUGAUUAAAUUGGACACUAUUGAAACAGAUGGCAAUGAAGCCGUCCGAAAGGCCCGCAAGGAAGCCGUACUCGCUGUUCAUAAAUGUAUUACUUUGUUGGAACAGAAGGUCGACAAUAAUAACAAUCAGACAAAUCUAAUUAGCAAUGAUAUUGAACCGAUGGAAGUGUCGUCGACAACGGGACCAAAUGGUGAGGCCAUUAGUGAGCAAAAACCAACUGAACAGAUGAUAGCAAAGCAAAAAGAGAUGGAUAUGACUGAAUGUUUGUCUGAAAUCAAUGAGAAACAGAGCCAACAAAGUGGUGAUAACAACAACAAGAGCUGCAGUCAAAGUCAGGAUAAUAUUCAAAGUAUUAUUAGUCCUCAGAUUAAUAGUCAGCCAAAAGAGACUGCUGUCUGAAGUGUUGAAAUUUGUCUAAAAAACUAAAAAUUUUUUUGUUUUAUAUAAUUAUUUAAUUU
Molecule: messenger RNA, 1783 nt
Organism: Oppia nitens
Lineage: Eukaryota; Metazoa; Arthropoda; Arachnida; Sarcoptiformes; Oppiidae
Product: BAG domain-containing protein Samui-like
Exons: 2
Coding region: 273-1724 (483 amino acids)
Biological process (GO): protein stabilization
Cellular component (GO): nucleus; cytosol; cytoplasm
Molecular function (GO): protein-folding chaperone binding; adenyl-nucleotide exchange factor activity
Source: RefSeq, a predicted model, not a curated record